AUGGCUUUACCAAAAUAUGUUUCCCUUGCCUUCUUUCUAAUAUGUUUAACCCUUGGCUCUGCUCAGAGGGUCCUCUUAGAUGAUAAAAAGACAAAACAAUCAAUCUUGGCUGGAGGUGGUGGAGGCGGAGGCGGUGGCUACGGGAGUGGCAGUGGUUCUGGUAGUGGGGGUGGUAGAGGCUCCGGUAGUGGGGGUAGUGGGGUUGGCUCUGGGGGUGGAAGCGGGUACGGUGGUGGUGGGGGCUAUGGGAGAGGCGGCGGCUCUGGUAGUGGGGGCAGUAACCCUGGUGGUGGAGGUAGUGGUGGGGGUUACGGUGGAGGCAGUGGUAGUGGUAGUGGUUAUGCCCCUGGAGGAGGCUAUUAUCCACCGCCGCUAACUGGGCCCUACUACCCUCCUCCUGCUCCUGGCUUUGGUUGGCCCACCAUUCCUACUCCUCCUAUUUAUGGGCCUGGGCCUGGUUGUGGCUGCGGAUAUGCCCCUGGAUCCGGAGACGAUGGAGGAAUUAUUAAUGGGCUGGGCGGUGGGGCCCAUAAUGAGCAUGUUACUUAUUGGGCCAGAAAGAUGGAUCAAGAAGCCCACACCGGUCAUGGGUCGUUUCAGUACAACAUGAAAGAUGGUGAGCCUGCGCCACCAGACUGGUCAGCUCCAAUGGCAGAUGAAGAAAUGGAAAAUGAUCAAAAUCAUAAGAUGAAUAUGAAUAUGAAUAUGAAUAUGAAUCACAAGAUUGAUCCUAUGAUGAAUGUGAAUCGCAAUCUUGAUUCUCCCAGUCAUCAUUAG
Messenger RNA from Camellia sinensis, 777 nucleotides. NCBI's taxonomy places the organism in Eukaryota, Viridiplantae, Streptophyta, Magnoliopsida, Ericales, Theaceae. The record is from RefSeq and is a predicted model, not a curated record.